AUGGCCGCGGAGCAGCUAUCAGGCGCCCAGGGCAUCCGCUCCCUCACAAACCACGAUGCCGUGUUCCACGCAUUUGACUCUUACCCUUGGACCAAGGACAAGGCCUUUUUGUCUGGCCUUCACGCCAUCCUCGGUGAUCCCAACUCACCGAACCAGCAGGGCUCACCCGCGGACAUGGCCGUCCACGCCCGCAUCUUCUACUACUCCCAGCGCGUCGGCGUCAGCAUAGACUUUGCCGCCUAUCAGGCCUGGCUUGCCGCCCAACCGGAUCACACCGCGCCCAAUAUCCUCCCGCCAGAGUAUCUUGCCAGCAGUAGCACUAACGGCGCGGCGGCGGCAGCGCCGGUACUCGACUGGCAAAAGGCUGCCCCCAAAGCUGAUCUCUACGUCGAUCGCGCCGCCGCUGCUGCCGCCGCCGGAGACCAGCCCGCGUACCCAAUGGCUUUUGCCGAGAUGAUCAAGCUGUUGCAAGAGGGCAAGGAGGUGCCCGGUAUUCGGCAGAUCCCAAACACCAUCAUCAGAGAUCCGGCUGUCAAACCUGUCGGAGCUCGCACAGCGCCUCGCAAGCCCUGGGAAAAGGAUAUCCCUUCCCCUUCUGACGAUGCGUAUAGGUUAGCUGCUCUCGAUACCGAAUUUCCACCAGUUGAUACGCUUUCUGAGCAACCUGAACCAGAGGCCGUUUAA
Molecule: messenger RNA, 684 nt
Organism: Cordyceps militaris CM01
Lineage: Eukaryota; Fungi; Ascomycota; Sordariomycetes; Hypocreales; Cordycipitaceae
Exons: 3
Coding region: 1-684 (227 amino acids)
Source: RefSeq, a predicted model, not a curated record